GUCAUUGCGCCGCUCGAAGCGGUGAUUGCGAGGAAGUCGUGUCGCUUCUUCGUCCCGCGUGAAGCAUCGUGGCUUGCGAGUCGUUGCUGGUCAUCUCAGCACUGGAAGAGAUCACUUUACCUCCCAGGCGAGAUGGAGCCAAUACGCUGGUUAGGGAGCGAGAUGCAUCGUCAGGGCGCGCGCUUACAAAAGGGAGAGGUCGAAUGUAUCUUGAUGCCCGACCUUCCCCUGCCUCCUCUCCCGAUCGCAUUGCCCAACGUUGCACUCACCAUCAUGCCCUUCCCCUGCCACCGCCUCUUCCACGUCGCCCUCGCUGGCCUCCUCUUGGCCAUCUGCUGGUGCUCGCUCUCCAUCGCAGCUCCAGCCUCGUCACCUACAACCAUCGAGCCAGGAACAGCCAAUGCUACGCUCACCGCUUCAGCAAAGAAGCGCGCAAACUCGGUUGGCCCUCCAUACAACUCCAAGGGGCAAGGCUGCUGCACGGGCGGAUACCGCGACCCGAACAAGUGCUGGAACGCCAACCGUGUGUAUUCGACGUGCAACGGGGCACGGGCUGAAGGCCAGGAGGAGAACGAAUUCGGGAUCCCGCUUCCCUCGCACGGCCCCCAUCGCUUAGCGCCUACCUAGCGUGCCACGCACUUUUUGGCAAAGCUUCUUGUUGCUCGAGUUGAAUCGUCGAUGGUGUGUCGCGAAUUGGGUGUAUGAGCCUCGCGCUUGCCUUUAUGCGGGAACGAAGGGACACGCCGAUCCCCGCACGCUCAC
Jaminaea rosea is the source of this 762-nucleotide messenger RNA. RefSeq lists its product as hypothetical. NCBI's taxonomy places the organism in Eukaryota, Fungi, Basidiomycota, Exobasidiomycetes, Microstromatales. The coding region runs from base 133 to 627 and encodes 164 amino acids. The record is from RefSeq and is a predicted model, not a curated record. The transcript is spliced from 2 exons.